Fraxinus pennsylvanica is the source of this 1155-nucleotide messenger RNA. The record is from the annotation of a GenBank genome assembly. Lineage: Eukaryota; Viridiplantae; Streptophyta; Magnoliopsida; Lamiales; Oleaceae.
AUGCCAAAUACUUUACAAAACUUUCACUUCAGUUUCACUCGUCUCAGCUUAAGGUACCUCUCUUCCCUGGCGUUAAUUAGCACCGCCGUGAAGCAUUUGACGACAUUGUCGGAGCAACCUCCAACAACCUCGUUGAUCAUCGCUACAUCAGCGACGCCUUGUUGCGCUGCCUUAUGCUGUGGUUCUCUAAGGGAAAGAAGAGCCGUGGAUCUGAAUCCCAACUUCAUACUAUAUAUUUACUGUCUGAAAUCUUCUUCCCUCGACCUUCGACACUUCUCUCUCUCCUGUACUGCUACACGGCUACACCUCAAGCUUGAAAGAGAUGGAGACUUUCUUGACCCCGAGAGCAAGGUGGCGUGUGAGACAUGCACUAAGACUAACAUGGUCAUGGUCUUUGGCUUGGAUGCGGACAAAUGCAAGGUUCUUGUUAACAUUGAGCAGCAGAGCCCUGAUAUUGCCCAGGGCGUCCAUGGUCACCUCACUAAGCUUCCUGAGGAAAUUGGUGCUGGUGACCAGGGCCAUAUGUUUGGCUAUGCCACUGAUGAGACCCCUGAAUUGAUGCCACUCAGCCAUGUUCUUGCGACAAAGCUUGGUGCUCGUCUCACUGAAGUUCGCAAGAACGGUACUUGCCCUUGGCUGAGACCUGAUGGCAAAACCCAAGUGACAGUUGAGUACUAUAACGACAAUGGUGCCAAGGUGCCUGUUCGCGUACACACAGUCCUGAUCUCCACUCAGCACGAUGAGACUGUAACUAAUGAUGAAAUUGCUGCUGAUCUCAAGGAGCAUGUGAUCAAGCCUGUCAUUCCUGAAAAGUACCUCGACGAGAAGACUAUAUUCCACUUGAAUCCUUCUGGCCGCUUUGUCAUUGGUGGACCUCAUGGCGAUGCUGGUCUCACCGGUCGCAAGAUCAUUAUCGACACUUAUGGAGGAUGGGGUGCUCAUGGUGGUGGUGCCUUCUCCGGCAAAGACCCCACCAAGGUGGACAGGAGUGGUGCCUACAUUGUUAGACAGGCUGCAAAGAGCAUUGUUGCCAGUGGACUUGCUAGGAGGUGCAUUGUGCAGAUCCAGUCUUCAUAUCCACCACACCAUUACAGGUUAAAUUUCUAUGCCAUUGUAAGAAAGAAUAGUCUGGCAAAGCAUUAUCUUGCACCAUAA